Acanthosepion pharaonis is the source of this 459-nucleotide messenger RNA. Lineage: Eukaryota; Metazoa; Mollusca; Cephalopoda; Sepiida; Sepiidae. The record is from the annotation of a GenBank genome assembly.
AUGGUCCGUAAACCACUAACACCUAACUACACUGGACCGCACCAGGUUAUUUCUCGAGCGCCAAAAUAUUUCGUUAUAGAUCUCGCCGGCAAGCAAACUACAGUCAGCAUUGACCGCUUACCACUCAGCAAACUCCAGAUUCAGAGACUUUACACAAACACCCAUCUUCUACGCCUGAACCGCAAAUUAAGCCACCUACACGGACCAGGUCCGGCAGGCGCGUUCACUGGCCAGCAAAGGUCAUCCCCUCUCCCCACCCCCUUACAGACGGCCUCCAUACACGCACUAACGCAACAGGAUACGCAAUAUUCGCUAAGAGAGAGUGGGCAUUGUCACUCUCUCUUCAUUCACCUAAUGUUUGUAUGGGGAGGCCACGAUCACUCUUGCCGAUUCUUUCCCCCUCCUUUAAUGACAGCGAUAUCUAACGUGAUUUCCUCUUUCGCUGGCCAACGGGUUUAA